AUGAUGAAAAUUAAAAACAAAUUAUUGUCUCUUGUUACUAAUGCAUCUACAUUAACCUUUUUAAUAUGUUCAUGGGAGUUCCUCCAUGAGUCAAAAAACUUUGGUAAUUCUUGGAAUAAUGUAAUCCGCCAAAAUAGCGCUUUGAAUACGAGAAAUUUCAGAUUAUUAAAGGGAAACAGCGAACUGUAUGACGUAAGGAGUAAUAAAAAUUUAAGACUAAAUGAAAUAGACAGGCACAACAUUUAUGAUGAUACUUUUAGAAAAGAAUUUGAUUCAACAAAAAAUGGUAAGAACUUAGCAAAAAAAUAUAAUACGUUAGUACUUAGUGCAAAUUCUCAAAAUUAUUAUGAUAGUUUUGAAUCUAUAUCUGAUGUAUUAAUAUUUAACACUGUUAAUUCAAAAAACUAUUUGCAUGAUUCAAAUGAUAGCUUGGAUCCGUAUGUAUCAAUUGAUUAUUUACCAGAUGAUAAUAAUAAAAAAAAAAAAGAACAAAAAAAAAAUAUUUCUAAGAAGUUCAAUAAUAAUGGUAAAAUAAAUAGAGACAAAAAUACAGAAAUAAAUAAAUUAGAAGAAGACGAGUAUUUCGUAUAUAAAGAUUCAGAUUUACCAUAUGAGCAAAAAGUAGAAAAACUAGAAAAGUUAGAACACAUUGCACUUAAAAAUGAAAAAUCCAAGUCAGGCUUUCUUAAUUUUUUAAAGAAUUUAGACAAAAACAUUGAACUUGCAAUGUACCGUGCAUUAGAAUCCGAUUAUAAAACUAAAGAUUUUAACAACAAAAAGAUGAGUACCCCAAAAAAAAUUAUAAAACUUAUAAAUCAUUAUAAGGUAUUUUCACCCAUUGUAAUAAACAUUGUCUUGCCUUUUAUAAUGGGAUGCCUACAAAAAUUUUAUAUACAAGCUUUUCUUUGCGCUAUAACUCUUUUAAUGUUAUUUUAUACUUUACAUAAAUUAGUAAAAUUAGAUUCUAUGAGAUUCACUUUCAAAGAACAUAUGAGAUCAUUAUAA
Messenger RNA from Plasmodium malariae, 1005 nucleotides. Its product is annotated as Plasmodium exported protein, unknown function. Lineage: Eukaryota; Apicomplexa; Aconoidasida; Haemosporida; Plasmodiidae. Bases 1 to 1005 code for a protein of 334 amino acids. The transcript has 2 exons. The record is from RefSeq and is a predicted model, not a curated record.